Molecule: messenger RNA, 1541 nt
Organism: Nicrophorus vespilloides
Lineage: Eukaryota; Metazoa; Arthropoda; Insecta; Coleoptera; Silphidae
Gene: park
Product: E3 ubiquitin-protein ligase parkin
Exons: 8
Coding region: 39-1484 (481 amino acids)
Biological process (GO): ubiquitin-dependent protein catabolic process; autophagy of mitochondrion; regulation of mitochondrion organization
Cellular component (GO): ubiquitin ligase complex; cytoplasm; mitochondrion
Molecular function (GO): ubiquitin conjugating enzyme binding; zinc ion binding; ubiquitin protein ligase activity
Source: RefSeq, a predicted model, not a curated record
UUUUUAUGUAAUUUAUUGUAGGUUACAAUUUUUUAAUUAUGAGUUUUUUAAUUGAUUUAGUAAGGAAUUUUCUGCACAGCAUGCUGCAGUUGUUUUCGUUUGGCAAAAAUACAAUCAGUAACACACUGAACAUUUAUAUCAAGACGAACACUGGUAACACUCUGUCAGUGAAUCUAGAUCCACAAUGGGAUAUCAAGAAUGUAAAAGACUUUGUAGCCCCAAAGCUUGGGCUGCAACCAGAGGAAGUGAAAAUUAUAUUUGCUGGCAAAGAACUGGGAGAUAAUGUUACAAUUGCUGAAUGUGAUUUGGGCCAACGGAGUGUGUUACAUGCAAUUAAGAUUAAGAAAAGAAUCAAAGUCCCAAGUCAGUCAAAUAGUUUGUUGGAAGAGAAUGAGGAAGAUUCAGGAUCUAAACCAUUGUGUGAAACAUUAUCUGAUUUAACAUUUACUUCAGAUGAUGACACAUCUGGAAAUUUAAAUGAUAGUGGUAGGGAAAGUUUAAAAGUGCAUUUCUAUGUGUUUUGUGCAACUUGUAAAUCUCUGAAGUCUGGUAAACUUCGAGUGAGGUGUCACUUUUGUAAGAGUGGUGCAUUCACUGUACACUGGGAUCCACAAAGUUGGGAUGAUGUGUUGGAACCAAAGCGAAUAACUGGCUUAUGUGAAAAUAACCCACAACUAUGUUCUGAUAUUUUAGAUAAUAAGGAACCAACAUUUGCAGAAUUCUUUUUCAAAUGCUCUGAACAUGCGUCGUUAGGGGAAAGUGAUGAAGCUGUACCUUUAUAUUUGAUUAGACCUAAUUUGAGAGAUGUCCCUUGUUUAGCUUGUGCGGAUAUAUGUGAUCCGGUUUUUGUUUUUCCUUGCGCCGAACGUCACGUAACAUGCCUAGAUUGUUUCCGACAAUACUGUACAACUCGUUUAAUAGAUAGACAAUUCUGGCAGCACCCAGAACUAGGAUAUACAUUAGGAUGUCCCACUGGAUGUGCUGAUUCCUUUAUAAGCGAAAUACACCAUUUUAGAUUAUUGACUGAUCUACAGUACACCCAAUACCAAAGGUUUGCAACAGAAGAAUUCGUUUUACAAUCUGGUGGAGUAUUGUGUCCACAACCUGGCUGUGGCAUGGGGAUUUUAGCUGACGCGGACUGCACAAAAAUAACGUGUCUUAAUGGAUGCGGUUAUGUGUUUUGUAGAAUGUGCUUGCAAGGAUACCACAUUGGAGAAUGCCAGGCUGCAGAGAACGUUAAUAUCAACGGCGACUGCAGUUAUAACGUUGACCCAAUUAGGGCAGCCGAUGCUAGAUGGGAUGAAGCAUCAAAAGUGGCCAUCAAAGUCUUAACUAAGCCUUGCCCUAAAUGCAGAACACCCACAGAACGGGACGGUGGUUGUAUGCAUAUGGUUUGCACGAGAGCGGGUUGCGGUUUCCAUUGGUGUUGGGUUUGUCAGAUCCCAUGGACAACGGAAUGUAUGGCAAAUCAUUGGUUUGGCUAAAAAAAAGAAAUGUACAUUCUUUGUAAUUAAAUCAUUGUUUUUGUUCAUUUGAGUUAA